ACAGCCGACCGCAGUCGCUAUGGACGCGCAUUUGGCAAAUCAAGGCUCACAUCGAGGAUAGGAAAUCACACCAUCAUGUCGGCAGCACCUCCCCAGAGUCUUGCUCAGCCUCAGCUGAUAAAACAGAGCGAAGUGGUCCGACUGCUGGGCCUUCUCAAUGACGAGACAGCCUCCGUUGAGAAGAGUAUACAGGCCUUUGAGGGCGACUUCCCGGCCCCGGACCGCUUUCGAAUCGGUUGCGGCCUGUGCAUAUUUUUACAAGACCAGCUUCUGAGCCGGUCGCAGCGCCUACUUGCCUUUGCCUUACUUGCCCGCAUGCACCGAAACCACCCGAAAGGCAGCGUGGGCAACCCCUUCCUCCCCUUUUUCCUGGCCGCGUUUGAGCAAGGUCCUGGGAGUGGAGGCGCGGCGGGGGACGAUACUGCGGCCUUGGACAUGGCCGAGAAAAUAUUCGUGGCGGAGCUGUUGCUCAAUCCAUCGGGCGCAAACGUUGUAUUUGAGGACACUCCUCACCUCUUGCUGGCUCGGCUCCGGCAACGACAAGCGAAAGAAAAUGUGGAGGUGCUCCAGAAACGUCUGGUCCCGGCGUUGAUGGCCUUGAAGUCUUCGUACAUCGAUACCCCCGAGGCCAAGGAAGCCAUGCAAGGGUUGCGGGGCCUUGGGGUGUGGCCGCACGUUCGAGACCCGGUGGGCGGUCGGGAGGGGGGCGUCGGGGUGCCGGGAGGGAUGGAGGAGUUCAAAGGCGGGGCGGGGGCGUCGGAGCCCGCACAGCAUGUGCAGCGGUACGCGAUGCCUGGGGUCUCCCUUUACGACCUGGGUCUGGAGGGAGAGGAGGACAUGGCUGCCCUGUCGCUGCACAGCUUUGAGCCCGCUUUCGUGCGGCCCCCGCCCCCGGUCUUGGGCGUGGCGGAGACGGAAUGGAUCUGGUUGAACCCGGACUACGCCUCCAAAUUGAUGUGGGACGCGGCCAUGGGGGAGGAUGACGGAAAAGGCGCGGAGGUGAGGGAGGUGAUGGCGAAAGCCUUCCGGGGGCCGUUGGUUCCACAACAGCAGCAACAGGUCUUACGGGAGCUGGAAGGAGACGCGCGCCUGAUCCAUUACUGUGGUUUGACGCCGCAGAAACUACCAGAGCUGGUGGAGAACAAUCCGAUGAUCGCGAUCGAGUGCCUACUCAAGCUCAUGUCCUCGGUCCACAAGAACGAGUACCUGUCCGCCCUCGUGAACAUGGAGAUGUCGCUUCAUUCGAUGGAAGUGGUCAACCGGCUUACCACCGUGGUGCCUUUGCCCACGGAAUUCAUCCACUUGUACAUCAGCAACUGCAUCUCCUCCUGCGAGAACAUCAAGGACAAGUACAUGCAAAACCGACUCGUCCGGCUCGUCUGCGUGUUCCUGCAGUCCCUCAUCCGAAACAAGAUCAUACACGUCCAAGACCUCUACAUCGAAGUCCAGGCCUUUUGCAUCGAGUUCUCCAGGAUCAGGGAGGCAGCGGGGCUCUUCCGGCUGCUCAAGACAUUGGAAUAAAAGGGGGAGGGUAAUGUUUGGAAAAUGCCACACCAAGGAAAAGAAAAAGACGACCCGGAAGAUAGCCUCC
Molecule: messenger RNA, 1591 nt
Organism: Nannochloropsis gaditana CCMP526
Exons: 2
Coding region: 76-1521 (481 amino acids)
Biological process (GO): negative regulation of translation; mRNA catabolic process
Cellular component (GO): CCR4-NOT complex
Source: RefSeq, a predicted model, not a curated record